AUGCUUACCAAAUCAACUGAAUUGCCAACGCUGGAGGAGUUAGAAGUUCCUGAAAUAAAGAUGACUGCUGUUCCUCUGCUUGCUGCGGCGUUGUACAUGGGAAAAUACUGUGAUCAACAGUCGAAGGAGUUUAUGCUCUGUAGCCAAGAAAAUCACGACCCUAGGAAAUGCCUUAAAGAAGGUAAAGAUGUUACUGCAUGCGGUCUGGAGUUUCUGAGGUUAUUGAAGAAGAAUUGCGCUGAUGUAUUUGCUCCAUACUACCAGUGUAUCUGGAAGCACGGAGGGCCCUACUUCACCAUUCAGAAGUGUCGUAAGCUCCAAUAUCCAUUGGACAACUGUAUAAAGGAGAAGAUGGGUCUUGAACGACCAGAGCUGGGGUAUUUUAAUCGUGUGCGUCUCGUGGACACGAAGCGCCCUAAGCCGGUCCCCAAAUUGGCGCCCAUGCCAGAGCGCAUCCCUGACAUGCCAAGCUUUGACAGCAUGCCUGAACCUGAGAAACUGGAGGCUCGUAAACAUGUAAACGAGGCCAUGGUCUAA
Molecule: messenger RNA, 537 nt
Organism: Hydatigera taeniaeformis
Lineage: Eukaryota; Metazoa; Platyhelminthes; Cestoda; Cyclophyllidea; Taeniidae
Source: the annotation of a GenBank genome assembly